AUGCGUAUUCCUGUAGACCCGAGCACCAGCCGCCGCUUCACACCUCCCUCCACGGCCUUCCCCUGCGGCGGCGGCGGCGGCGGCGGCAAGAUGGGCGAGAACAGCGGCGCGCUGAGCGCGCAGGCGGCCGUGGGGCCCGGCGGGCGCGCCCGGCCGGAGGUGCGCUCGAUGGUGGACGUGCUGGCGGACCACGCGGGAGAGCUCGUGCGCACCGACAGCCCCAACUUCCUCUGCUCCGUGCUGCCCUCGCACUGGCGCUGCAACAAGACGCUGCCUGUCGCCUUCAAGGUGGUGGCACUGGGGGAUGUGCCAGAUGGAACGGUGGUGACCGUGAUGGCAGGCAACGAUGAGAACUACUCUGCUGAACUUCGCAAUGCCUCUGCCGUCAUGAAGAACCAGGUGGCCAGGUUCAACGACCUUCGUUUCGUGGGCCGCAGUGGGCGAGGGAAGAGCUUCACACUGACCAUCACUGUGUUCACCAACCCCACCCAAGUGGCCACCUACCACCGAGCCAUCAAGGUGACCGUGGACGGACCCCGGGAGCCCAGACACCCCGGGAACCGGCGGCUGAUGGACUCCCCAUGCUCUGCAGGGCACCGGCAGAAGCUAGAGGACCAGACCAAGGCGUUCCCCGACCGCUUCGGGGACCUGGAGCGGGUCCGCAUGCGAGUGACACCAAGCACGCCCAGCCCCCGAGGCUCCCUCAGCACCACGAGCCACUUCAGCCAGGCCCAGACCCCAAUCCAAGGCACCUUGGACCUGAACCCGUUCUCCGACCCCCGCCAGUUUGACCGCUCCUUCCCAGCACUGCCGCCGGCGCUCACGGAGAGCCGCUUCCCCGACCCCAGGAUGCACUACCCGGGGGCCAUGUCGGCGGCCUUCCCCUACAGCGCCACGCCCUCGGGCACAAGCAUCAGCAGCCUCAGCGUGGCGGGCAUGCCGGCCACCAGCCGCUUCCACCACACCUACCUCCCGCCGCCCUACCCCGGGGCCACGCAGAACCAGAGCGGGCCCUUCCAGGCCAACCCGUCCCCCUACCACCUCUACUACGGCGCGUCCUCGGGCUCCUACCAGUUCUCCAUGGUGGCCGGCGGCAGCAGCAGCGGCGGCGGCGACCGCUCGCCCACCCGCAUGCUGGCCUCCUGCUCCAGCAACGCCGCCUCCGUCGCCGCCGGCAACCUCAUGAACCCCAGCCUGGGCGGCCAGAGCGACGGCGUGGAGGCCGACGGCAGCCACAGCAACUCGCCCACGGCCUUGAGCACGCCGGGCCGCAUGGACGAGGCCGUGUGGCGGCCCUACUGACCGCCCGGACUCCUCCCGCUGGAGGCGGGGACCCCACAGCCUUCCCAUGAGCGACUGGCCCAGCUCCCAGGCAGGAGUGGACCUGUGCUCCAGGUGGCCACGCUCUCAAGGUCCAGAGCUGAGCAGGCUCCGCGUGCGUCUGUCCGGCCACAUCUUUGUACAGAAGGGCAGGGACCUCCCCCGGGACACUGCCCCAGCCCAGAUCCCAGUCAUCUCAGUCCACACCCCUGUGGGAACUCCCGCCACCUCCCUGGAUCGGCCUCGCUGUCUCCAGCCAUGCCCUGUGCUGUCACGGGCCAGGUCUCCUGGGACGGGGGCGUCUCUGUUCCAGAGAGGGGCAGCGUUUGCCCCCAGGAGGAGCCACAGGGCCCUCCCCCCUGGGAGCCCCUCGCCCUGUGGACCCAGCCCUCCCCCUGCAUUUACACAGUCGAGUCAGAACUGGAAACCCGCCCUGCGUCGGGGUCCCCUCACUGUAUGGAUGGGGCAGGACCCGGCUGGCAGACGUGGGAGGAGAAAGAACCCAAGCCAGUGCCCGCGCCCGACCCCAGCCCCGCUUCCCCACACUUCUCAGCACCUGGCGAUGUCCCAGCUCCAGGGUCCCAGGCCUCAGAGCAGAGUGACCAGUCUACGGCAGCAGGUCCCCAACACCUGCAGUCCGGCCCUCCAUGCACUUUCCCAGCCCACGGCAUUGGCCCUCCGUGCUCGUGGUGGGGCCAGGGGGUCCCCUUUUCCUUAGGCUCGUCUCAUAAUUUCCAUUUUUGGAGAGAACGCGGUGGCCAGACAGGUCCUAACAGAAGGUGAGAGGUCGCUGGGUCAGAUGUCAGUGUCCCCAUCCGCUGAGGUCCAGCCAGGCUGUGCCCCUUCCCCAGAGCCCCAGGGAAGAUCCAGGCGAAUCUGCCAGCUCCUGACACUCAGCUAUCUUGAUUUUGUGCACCAAAACUAACAGUCUUGAACAAAACCAGUUUUUAAAACUGAUUUUAGGGGGAAAAAAGCUUCAGUGAAACAUUUCCAAACACAAGGUCUCUGACAGGCGAAGCCCUGCGGUUGGGAGCACCCUGCCCCAGCUGCCUUCUGAGGGUGUGGGAUUGUCAGGGUCUGGCACCUCCCCAAGAGGUCACAUGCUCCAGAGGUGACAUCCACCAGCCCCCACAGCAGGUGACCCUGGAGGAGCCCAAGGGACAUGCUGGUGAGACCCAAACUCUCACCUGUGGCUCUUGGACACUUGUCCUGCGGAUAAAGCGCAGGGCUUGCCUAAGGGCUCGGGCCCCCUCGAUCCCCGUGUCAGUUCCCGUUUAGUUCACUGGAGAAGGACCAGACAGGACAACCUCCUGUAAGGUUAGGCAGCAUGUGGUUUUUGGUAAUUGUUCCUGCCACAUCCUCCGUGGAUGUGGAAGUCUCCCUUACAGACAACGCUCCUCAGUGGCUGCCUCUGUCGGAGCCCUGCCGUGCCGCCCACUGCGACAGCAGCCGGGUCCACAUGCCGGAUGCACACUGGCAGGUUUAGGAAGUCCUUCUGGUGAUCCCCCUCAAAUCCCUGCUGCUGUAGUUUCUCUUGUCCUGCCCGCACUGGAAAAGCAGUCUCCAUCUCUUCCAAACAGCUGCUGGCCGUGUCCUGCUGACUCCCGACACGCAGGGCCUCCCCUCCCCGUCUCAGGAAGCAGCUAUGGAGCCAUUGACCUUGUGCCUGCUUCACCCCUCUCUGUGGUUGCAGACUGGCCCCAGGCCAGCGUGGAGGCACCUUCGGGUUCCCAGUGCCCAGCACUUUGUGGCCCCAGCCCAGAUUACUCUCCCUUCCUGAUCCCCAAGCCCUGGUCGGGGCAGGGACGGGAAAUAAAUUGACCCCUGCUCCUCCUACCCCACUCCCCGUCCCCUGACCAAAAGAGAUGGCAGCCACGUGGUGUCUGUUUUUAAGGCCCAUAGUGGGUACAGACGCCCUGGGCUGGAAAAAGUGGGUCCUUCCUUACACAGCUGCUCUGAAGUUGUCCUAGACACGCGCACUGAUGGGGGCGCACGGAAGGGAGGGGCUCUGAUCCGGCUACUGGAGGCCUGCCGGUGGUGGGCGCAGACCCUCUGUGGCUGUUGUCAUGCUGAGGAGGGACCACCUGCCACACUCAUACCUUCCAGAAAGCCGUCCCCGAGCUGGGAAGAGGGUGGGGAGGGGCGGAGACCGCUUUGCACUAUCAUUUGCUUGGUGUGUUUGUUUUUAAUGCACAACUUGCUUGUACAGUAAACUAACUGUCUUCUGUACUAUUUAACUGUAAAA
This is a messenger RNA of Microcebus murinus (gray mouse lemur), 3565 nucleotides long. RefSeq names its product RUNX family transcription factor 3 (gene RUNX3). Lineage: Eukaryota; Metazoa; Chordata; Mammalia; Primates; Cheirogaleidae. Gene Ontology annotation, cellular component: nucleus. The record is from RefSeq and is a predicted model, not a curated record. Gene Ontology annotation, molecular function: DNA-binding transcription factor activity, RNA polymerase II-specific; RNA polymerase II cis-regulatory region sequence-specific DNA binding; ATP binding. Gene Ontology annotation, biological process: regulation of cell differentiation; hemopoiesis; regulation of transcription by RNA polymerase II.